Molecule: messenger RNA, 555 nt
Organism: Lactuca virosa
Lineage: Eukaryota; Viridiplantae; Streptophyta; Magnoliopsida; Asterales; Asteraceae
Source: the annotation of a GenBank genome assembly
AUGGCACGAAUAGUUGAUAAAUACAGCCUUUUCAUACUCUUAUCGUUCUUGAUAUUGCUCUCUUACUCCACUUUAGCUAACUCGAAAAAUAUAAAUGAGAAGAAACCAUGCAAGAGAUUUGUGCUGUACUACCACGACAUCCUUUUCAAUGGCACUAAUGCCUCUAAUGCCACAUCAGCCGCAACUACAAAUGACACAAAGCUCGGAAAUUUUAAGCAUGGAAAGCUUGUGAUCUUUGAUGAUCCCAUGACCAAAGAUAAUCACCUAUUAUCUCCCCCUUUGGCUCGAGCACAAGGGUUUUACUUCUAUGAUAUGAAGACUACAUAUAAUGCUUGGUUUUCAUACACGUUGAUUUUCAAUUCUAGUGAGCAUAAAGGUACAAUUAAUAUUAUGGGUGCAGAUAUGAUGGAUGAGGAGACACGGGAUCUUUCAGUUGUUGGUGGCACAGGUGAUUUCUUUAUGACACGUGGGAUAUGUACUUUUCGGACUGAUGCUUUUGAAGGUGCAGCUUAUUUUCGGGUUCAAAUGGAUAUAAAGUUGUAUGAGUGUUAUUAG